UCCGGUAUAGAGGUGUCACUGUUCACACUCUCACCGAACAACCCCACAACAUCCUGGCCUGGACAACAGCCGCGCCGAUAGUGUCGCUACACGGACCAAGUGUUUCAGUGAACCUUUCAAGCGUGCUCUUUUUAGUGUUUUAGUGCAAACCAGUGCGGGAACUAUGCCGAGAUCGGUCUAGACGCUGCAUCGGAGCUAUGCUAGGACUAGUCGCAGGGGAGCCGUCACCACAUUUAUGAUUGUUUCUGAGCGGUCGGAGAAUCUGCCGGAUUCUGCCGCCUCCAAGCUAAACAAAUGCGUUUCGACACGGCUUUGGAAGCAUCCCUAGACUCGAGCAAGGCGAAGAACACAAUGGCCUACCACCCCUUCCUGCAGCUGCCGCGACAGACGGACUUUAGCGUCUCCUCCCUGCUGACGGCGGCCAACAACAACGCCUCUGCCAAUGCGUCGCCCGCGGGCCCCGCGUUCUUCCCGACGGCCGCCCUGGCGGCCUUCGGGGCGCAGCAGGGGCCCCACGGGUGCUACCCCGGCACGCUGAUCCCCAAGAUCAACCACCCUCACCCCCAUCACGCGCUCACGGGGCACCCGUACACCACCGCCGAGGACGUAGUGCUGGCGGCGGUGGCGGCCCACAACCACCACCCCGCGAUGGUGCGACCGCUCAGGGCUAUCCAGCCCGAGGAGGACGGCGUCGUGGACGACCCCAAGGUGACUCUGGAGGGCAAGGAUCUGUGGGAGAAGUUCCACAAACUGGGCACGGAGAUGGUGAUUACCAAGUCUGGCAGGCGCAUGUUUCCUGCUUACAAAGUACGCGUAUCGGGCCUAGAAAAAAAAUCCAAAUAUAUCCUUCUUAUGGACAUCGUCGCUGCAGAUGACUGCAGAUAUAAAUUCCACAACAGCCGAUGGAUGGUGGCGGGCAAAGCGGACCCGGAGAUGCCCAAGAGGAUGUACAUCCAUCCGGACAGUCCCUCAACUGGCGAGCAGUGGAUGCAGAAGGUUGUCUCUUUCCACAAGUUGAAACUUACCAACAACAUUUCGGAUAAGCACGGAUUUUUGAAAGAGAAAGCGAUAGAUUUCCUGACGAUACUGAACUCUAUGCACAAGUACCAACCAAGGUUUCACCUGGUAAGGGCGAACGAUAUCCUGAAACUUCCGUAUUCGACCUUCAGGACCUACGUCUUCAAGGAGACCGAGUUCAUAGCCGUUACUGCCUACCAAAAUGAAAAAAUCACCCAGCUGAAAAUCGACAAUAACCCGUUCGCCAAGGGCUUCAGGGACACAGGGGCGGGGAAGAGGGAGAAAAAGCAGGCGAUGCUAGCCCAGAGGCACACAGACGACAAGACCUCCCACCCCUUGCCGGCGCGCAUGUCAGCGGAUAGCAGCACCGUUUCGAAAACCGAUGACUCGGAGUUAGAUGUGGUCGGUACGGCGGACAGCCCAAGGCCGUCUCUUCACAGCUCCGCUCCCGUAGCGUCAUCUGUGAACCAUUCGGCUACUGAAGACGACUCCAUCCGGCGCCGCCUCCACGACGACUCAGGCUCGGAAAGCAGCUGCUCGGAGUCUCCGGGCAGUACGGCGUUUCGACCCCGACCAUCUUCACCCAAAGACUCCACGGCCGGUCCCUCGAACCCCUCCGAGUACCCGUCGCCCAACAUAAGCGUUGGACCCCCCAUACACCCGCCCCCUCAUUUAUUGCCUUACCUGUACCCCCCGGGCAUGUACCCGGGCGCGGGAGGUCACUCCCCCUUCGGCCCCCCUCUCAGUCUGUUCACUGGCGCCCACGCUCCUGGGAUGAAUCACAGUUUGCUGUUCAACGCUCAGUUGGCGUUGGCGGCGCAACAUCCCGCUUUGUUCUCUCAUUACCAGAACUUGGCGCACCCCAACCCCCACAGUCACCACCUCUCUCCCACCUCCCCCAUACACAACCACCUAAAAGGGGGACAUAGGUUUACCCCUUACACUUUACCCAACUCUAAUUCGGGGGUUAGUUCCUCGCCUUUGGGUAGCGCUUUCGAGACGGUUACUCCUAGCUCCCACACAAGGAGUCUAAGUAACUCGCCAUCUGGUAAAAUAAGGGGCGGUUCGCUCUCCCCACCCCUCAGACCCAACACCACGUCACCUAAGCCAGAGGCGGCCAACUCCCCCAGCGACUUGAAGAGCAUAGAGAAGAUGGUGAACGGUUUGGACGUAAAACAGACUGAGGAGAUGAGUGAUAAAUAGUAAAAGUAGUGAGGAUGUAGUCGUCUCGACCGUACUCUGGAUUUAUAUUGUUUAGAUGCGUUCCCAAGUGUGAUAGGGCGUUUGUGAUGGCGGCGUAACAUAGCGGACCUGUGAUAGAACCUUGUGGUAGUCGAUUUUCAACGCCGCCUCCGGACGCGCCUUACGCUUGAGAAGUGAAAUACUGGGCGCCCGCAAAACUUGUACCGCGUUUCUGUCACUGCAACGACUCAAGUUUGUUUUUUUUUAAUAAAAAAGUUAAUUUUAUGGAAAAAUAACAGAGACAUAGUAUUAAUUUGUCCAUAGCCAUAAAAAUAACUACGAAUAAUACGUUUUUUUGUUAUAUCUCUAAAUCAGGAGUGGGAUAAUUUUGUUAUAUGCAGAUACGGGAAAAAUAUGAUUCUGACUCGUUUUGUCGAUAGUUCCGAAUUCUGGUUGUGCGGGCGCCAAAAUAUACGGGGUGUUUUUGCAAUAAAUAUAUCGAGCUCACGAGAAUCUCCAGGUCACUUUGAUUUGACAGUACGUAUAGGUUAAUUCCGUACUCUUUGAAGGAUUUGAUUCGUACCCAACGGCCUCGAAGUGCUUUUUCCCAAGCUUACUGCUAUAAAAGUACAAAAUAAGUGUAUUUGUAAAAAAAAUUAUAUACCUACGGCAAUGUUUAGUUUAUUUUCCAUUGGUGCUGAUACUGUCACUAUUGACACAUACCUAAGGGUAUAAAAUCGCGUGAAGUUUUAUAACGGUAGGUCUCCAUUACAGUGAGUGUAGAAGGUACUGUUGAAACCUUGUAAGAAAUAUUCUAGUAUGUUCCUUUUUUUCACUAUUUAAAUGAUGUAUAUAAUGUAUGUAAGUAACUGAUGAUGUACAUAGUUGUUUUCUUUUGUGUAAAUUGUAUAUUACUAUAUUAUAACUGUAUAUUAGACCAGAAAUAUUUGUUUGCUGACCCGGGAUCCUAGCAAUAUUCACAGCUAACUGCGCUUGAAUAUUUCCAGUGAUUCAUUAGAUGCAACUCCAAGUCACUCUGUAGGUCACCGUUUUUUUUUGGUAAAAUGCAGUCCCUAUGCAAUUUUUAUAUACUUUGUACAUAGUCCUCUCCUUUCUCUCGAUAACAUGUAAAAUAUGCUUUUUGUUAUGUUCUAAGAGUACCAGGCGUAAACGUCGGAUGAAAACUAUAGCUUAUUUAUUACAAUUUUCGUUAGCUGAUACUUUUAUGGCUGGUACUACCUGAAGUAAUGACGUAGCAAUCGUGAACUUGU
Anoplophora glabripennis (Asian longhorned beetle) is the source of this 3470-nucleotide messenger RNA. It is a transcript of the gene bi, whose product is annotated as optomotor-blind protein. NCBI's taxonomy places the organism in Eukaryota, Metazoa, Arthropoda, Insecta, Coleoptera, Cerambycidae. Gene Ontology annotation, cellular component: nucleus. Bases 295 to 2220 code for a protein of 641 amino acids. Gene Ontology annotation, biological process: cell fate specification; positive regulation of DNA-templated transcription; regulation of transcription by RNA polymerase II. Gene Ontology annotation, molecular function: RNA polymerase II cis-regulatory region sequence-specific DNA binding; DNA-binding transcription factor activity, RNA polymerase II-specific. The record is from RefSeq and is a predicted model, not a curated record. The transcript has 8 exons.